AUGGGCAAUGAGUUUCGAUGUAUUGGGGGUACCCGUAUUCAUAGAAGCUUUCAUUUUCGUGCUUAUCCUAAUUGUUGGUUCAGUUUAUGCAUGGCGAAAAGGAGCAUUGGAAUGGUCUUAGUUCCUGAAUAUUCAGAUAAUAAAAAGAAAGAAAAAAGUCAAAAUAAUAAUAACAUUGAUAUGAAUUCCAUCGAAUUUCCCUUACUUGAUCGAACAACCCAAAAUUCAGUUAUUUCAACUACAUUAAAUGAUCUUUCAAAUUGGUCAAGACUCUCCAGUUUAUGGCCGCUUCUUUAUGGUACCAGUUGUUGCUUUAUUGAAUUUGCUUCAUUAAUAGGCUCACGCUUCGACUUUGAUCGUUAUGGGCUGGUACCAAGAUCGAGUCCUAGACAGGCAGACCUAAUUUUAACAGCUGGAACAGUAACAAUGAAAAUGGCGCCCUCUUUAGUGAGAUUAUAUGAACAAAUGCCCGAACCUAAAUAUGUUAUUGCUAUGGGCGCGUGUACAAUUACAGGAGGGAUGUUCAGUACUGAUUCUUAUAGUACUGUUCGGGGGGUCGAUAAGCUAAUUCCCGUGGAUGUCUAUUUGCCGGGCUGUCCCCCUAAACCCGAGGCAGUUAUAGAUGCUAUAACAAAACUUCGUAAGAAAAUAUCUCGCGAAAUCUAUGAAGAUCGAAUUAGAUCUCAACAGGGGGAUCGGUGUUUUACUACCAAUCACAAGUUUUGUCUUGUACGCAGUACUCGUACUGGAAAUUAUAAUCAAGGAUUGCUCUAUCAACCACCAUCUACUUCAGAGAUUCCUCCUGAAACAUUUUUCAACUACAAGGGUUCACUAUCUUCCCACGAAUUAGUAAAUUAG
Messenger RNA from Jatropha curcas, 858 nucleotides. NCBI's taxonomy places the organism in Eukaryota, Viridiplantae, Streptophyta, Magnoliopsida, Malpighiales, Euphorbiaceae. The record is from RefSeq and is a predicted model, not a curated record.